GCGGCCGCGGAAUGUAAACACGGCGGAGCGCGCGGCCCGCCACGUGCGGGGCCGGAGCCAGCCGCCGGGCGACGAGCCGCUCCGCCGCCCAGGGCCGGCCGCGCACAAGAAGGCUCCUCAGCCCCGGGAGCAGAUGGUGAGAGUUGUGUGUCCUUUGGCAUCACAUCAAGUUAAGCUCCGGGCACGGCACCACGGGUUCGCUGUGAUGGUCCGAAGCUUCAGGAGCCUUCUGAUAGACAAACACAGCAGCAAGCCUCAGCAGAGGGAGAGGAUGGCUGUCUGAAAGCUGAGGACAGACCCUUGAGAAGAAACCACCCCCACGGACACCGCGAAGCUGGACUUCCAGGCUCUGUCACAGAAGCGGGAUUAUGAAAGUUACUUGUGUUCCCUGCUGUUCCCUGCAGUAUGCCGAAGUUCUGUGUCUGCACUCAGGGCCUUCAACGUGGAGCUGGCUCAGGCUGGUUAAGGACUCGGUCUCUGAGAAAGCAAUUGGACUGAUGCGGAUGCAGUUCUGGAGAAAAGCUGUGGAGGACAUAUACCGCGACAACCCGCCACACCAGCCUGUGGCCGCGGAACUCUGGAAGGCUGUCAAGAGACAUAAUCUAACUAGAAGAUGGCUUAUGAGAAUCAUUGAUGAAAGAGAAAAAAAUCUGGAUGACAAAGCAUAUCGCAGUAUCCAGGAGCUUGAGGAUUAUGCUGAGAACACGCAGAGCUCUCUUCUUUACCUGACACUGGAGGUGCUGGGCGUGAAGGAUCUUCAUGCAGACCAUGCUGCAAGUCAUAUUGGAAAGGCACAAGGCAUUGUCACGUGCUUGAGAGCAACACCCUAUCAUGGUAGCCGGAGAAAAGUGUUCCUGCCCAUGGAUGUCUGUGUGCAGCAUGGUGUUUCUCAAGAGGACUUUCUGCGGAGGAGCCAUGAUAAAAAUGUGAGGGAUGUUAUAUAUGACAUCGCCAGCCAGGCACACUCGCACCUAAAGCAUGCGAGGUCCUUCCACAGAAGCGUUCCUGCGGAGGCCUUUCCCGCCUUUCUUCAGACGGUUCCUCUAGAGGACUAUUUAAAGAAAAUCCAGCGAGUGGACUUUGAUAUAUUCCAUCCAUCUUUACAGCAGAAGAACACAUUACUUCCAUUAUCUUUGUAUAUUCAAUCAUGGAGAAAAAGAUAUUAAAAUAAUUUCAUGUUACUGA
Molecule: messenger RNA, 1185 nt
Organism: Microtus oregoni (creeping vole)
Lineage: Eukaryota; Metazoa; Chordata; Mammalia; Rodentia; Cricetidae
Gene: Ndufaf6
Product: NADH:ubiquinone oxidoreductase complex assembly factor 6
Exons: 10
Coding region: 369-1166 (265 amino acids)
Biological process (GO): mitochondrial respiratory chain complex I assembly; biosynthetic process
Cellular component (GO): mitochondrion
Source: RefSeq, a predicted model, not a curated record